UUCGUUCCUAAUUUACGUUUGUUUGGGGGGCUUUUUAGUAAUUAUAAUAGCUCCAUUCUGGAGCUCACAAAGGCAAAUUGAAAUGGAUAAGGUAUUCCCCACCAUCACCAUCGAGACCACUACCAGAACCAUCAUCACGACGACGACGACGACGACGACCGACUCCUUCUAAUUCAACAGCUUUGGUAUUGCAGAAAUUCAAUGGCUAGGGUUACUACCAGCUCCAUCGCCCCGCCUUUCAAACAGUCAAUUUCUGUCGGUUCUCUGCAGCCAAAAUUCUCUAGUCUCCUCCUGGAAUUCCCAAAUCUAAACGUUGCCCGUGGCGACCGGAAUCACCGGAUCACCUGCCGUUACGGGGGAGGAGCUAAUUCACGUCAGGGAGACUCCAGACGUUCUCCGCAGCUUAAUUCUGACGAUGAUCAAGCCCUUGAUGUCUCCACUAUCAGGUCAAAUACUGUGAGGCUUAUAGAUGAUCAGCAAAAUAUGGUUGGUAUAGUAUCCAAAACUGCUGCUAUUCAGAUGGCUGAAGAAGCUGCACUUGAUCUUGUUAUAUUGUCUCCAGAUGCAGACCCCCCUGUUGUCAAAUUGAUGGAUUACAACAAAUAUAAAUUCGAGCAACAAAAGAAGAAAAGAGAGCAGCAGAAGAAAAGUGCUGCACUUCGCAUGGAUCAAAAGGAGCUUAAAAUGGGGUACAACAUCGAUGUGCAUGAUUAUUCUGUACGUUUAAGAGCUGCUCAAAAGUUUCUUAAAGAUGGUGACAAGGUUAAGGUUAUAGUGAACUUAAAGGGACGUGAAAAUGAGUUCAGAAAUAAUGCCAUUGAGCUACUGAAUCGGUUUCGCAAUGACAUUGGGGAGGGGCAAUUUUGUCUUUUCACUUCGUUGUGCAUCAGAGUAUAUAAUGUAAGACCCACCUUUGUAUCUUUCUACUUCUCGUUCCUUACCUAUGUUCUUCCCUCCCCACUCGCAUUCUAUUCCAAAAAAGAAGAAGAUGGUGAUAUGCCGCUGUGGAAGGCCGGCGAUUUUGGUGACAUCGUGGACUGAUUUGAACCCAUGUCGUCGAUUUUGGUCAUGCUCAAGGUUAGGAGGAACAUGCAGCUUUUUUUGGAUGGUUUGACUCUCACAUGUGCCCUAGGUCAACUGUUGUGAUUUUGGGGUUGUUGCGUGGAAGAAACAAUGUCGAAGCAAGAUUGAUGAUGGUGAAGUGGUUACAUUGUCUGAGUUGGUUGUUUUUUUGGUGUGUUACUUUUUCAAGUAAAAAAUCAAGAAGCUUUUGAGGGGAAAUCUGUGAUUUGGAAUAUUUGUUUUGGUCCCAUUUUUGUUAUAGUUUUUGAUGGAUUUUCCCUGUGAUUGUAUGUAAUGUUGGGACAAGAAAAUGUAAUGGAUAUUAUAUGUAAUAUAAGUUUGAUGUUUAGUUUUAA
Messenger RNA from Lactuca sativa (garden lettuce), 1418 nucleotides. RefSeq names its product translation initiation factor IF3-4, chloroplastic. NCBI's taxonomy places the organism in Eukaryota, Viridiplantae, Streptophyta, Magnoliopsida, Asterales, Asteraceae. Gene Ontology annotation, biological process: ribosome disassembly; translational initiation. The record is from RefSeq and is a predicted model, not a curated record. Gene Ontology annotation, molecular function: translation initiation factor activity; ribosome binding.